CAGGCAGAGCCAGGAGGGGCAGCGGGGCUGGGCCUGGGUGGCCCCACCGGCCCCGCCCCGUCUAUCUUUGGGAAUUUAUUUGUCCAUGGGCGAGGCAGGCCUGCAGUCUCCUGCCUUCCAGGGGCCAAGAGCUGCUCCGACCGCCCCAGGCUUCUGCCUCCAACCCACACGCCUCCAGCGGACCCCUGGCUCCGGCCCUGUCCCCACCUGCACGGCCCCCACUCUUCCUCAGGGGCGGCGCAGCCCCCAGAAGCCCUGCCAUCCACGUGGGUGUCGGCACCGGCUCACCGUGAGAGCAGAGGCCGGGCAGGGGUGGGCUCUGAGCCCCCUCCAGUCUGCCAUGGCGCGGCGGUUCCGGGCCGAGCUGGCCGCCUUCUUCUUCGAGUACGACACCCCCCGCAUGGUGCUGGUGCGCAACAAGAAGGUGGGCGUCGUCUUCCGGCUGAUCCAGCUGCUGGUCCUGGUCUAUGUCGUGGGGUGGGUGUUUGUCUACGAGAAGGGCUACCAGACGUCCAGCGGCCUCAUCAGCAGUGUGUCUGUGAAACUCAAGGGCCUGGCCGUGACCCAGCUCCCCGGCCUCGGCCCCCAGGUCUGGGAUGUGGCUGACUACGUCUUCCCAGCACAGGGAGACAGCUCCUUCGUGGUCAUGACCAAUUUCAUCGUGACCCCAAAGCAGGCCCAAGGCUACUGUGCAGAGCACCCAGAAGGUGGCAUAUGCAAGGAAGACAGUGGCUGCACCCCUGGAAAAGCCAAGAGGAAGGCCCAAGGCAUCCGCACGGGCAAGUGUGUGGCCUUCAACGCCACUGUGAAGACGUGCGAGAUCUUUGGCUGGUGCCCCGUGGAGGUGGAUGAUGACAUCCCUCGCCCUGCCCUUCUCCAUGAGGCCGAGAACUUCACUCUCUUCAUCAAGAACAGCAUCAGCUUCCCACGCUUCAAGGUCAACAGGCGCAACUUGGUGGAAGAGGUGAAUGCCGCCUACAUGAAGACCUGCCUCUACCACAAGACCCUGCACCCGCUGUGCCCCGUUUUCCAGCUUGGCUAUGUGGUGCAAGAGUCAGGCCAGAACUUCAGCACACUGGCUGAGAAGGGCGGCGUGGUUGGUAUCACCAUCGACUGGCACUGUGACCUCGACUGGCACGUGCGACACUGCAAACCCAUCUACGAGUUCCAUGGGCUAUACGAGGAGAAAAACCUCUCCCCAGGCUUCAACUUCAGGUUUGCCAGGCACUUUGUGGAGAACGGGACCAACCACCGUCACCUCUUCAAGGUGUUUGGGAUUCGCUUUGACAUCCUGGUGGACGGCAAGGCCGGGAAGUUUGACAUUAUCCCCACGAUGACCACCAUCGGCUCUGGGAUUGGCAUCUUUGGGGUGGCCACCGUCCUCUGUGACCUGCUGCUGCUUCACAUCCUGCCCAAGAGACACUACUACAAGCAGAAGAAGUUCAAGUACGCCGAGGACAUGCGGCCAGCGGAGGGUGAGCGUGACCCCGCCGCCACCAGCUCCACCCUGGGCCUGCAGGAAAACAUGCGGGUAUCCUGAUGCCACCCCGACUCCCGAGGCAGAGGGUCUCCGCAGGAAGUCUCCUACCCUCUCGGCCAGGCACAUACCAGUUUGCCAGAAGCUCAGGGUGCAAACUAGGAGAGAUGUGUGCCAAUCUGAGCUCUGGCUCCAACUCCACACCCCCCAAGGGAGCCUGCCCAGGUCUCAGCCACUCCUGGGGGGGAAGGGCUGGGCUGGGCAGGCUCCCACACACCUGUACGCUAGCUUCGCGUUUCUCUCUCUGGACCCUCACGAUCCAUCCCUCUGCCUCCGUUCCUCCAGCUCUGGGCUCUCCAAUGUGGCAGUGGAUAACCAUAGGCGACUAAAUUAAACUAAAAUAAAAUCAAUGAAACACAG
This is a messenger RNA of Sapajus apella (tufted capuchin), 1897 nucleotides long. RefSeq names its product purinergic receptor P2X 1 (gene P2RX1). Gene Ontology annotation, molecular function: ATP binding; extracellularly ATP-gated monoatomic cation channel activity; purinergic nucleotide receptor activity. Lineage: Eukaryota; Metazoa; Chordata; Mammalia; Primates; Cebidae. Gene Ontology annotation, biological process: monoatomic cation transmembrane transport; response to ATP. The record is from RefSeq and is a predicted model, not a curated record. Bases 86 to 1540 code for a protein of 484 amino acids. Gene Ontology annotation, cellular component: nuclear inner membrane; plasma membrane. The transcript has 12 exons.